Molecule: messenger RNA, 2996 nt
Organism: Rhinichthys klamathensis goyatoka
Lineage: Eukaryota; Metazoa; Chordata; Actinopteri; Cypriniformes; Leuciscidae
Gene: fbxl14b
Product: F-box and leucine-rich repeat protein 14b
Exons: 1
Coding region: 480-1682 (400 amino acids)
Biological process (GO): SCF-dependent proteasomal ubiquitin-dependent protein catabolic process
Cellular component (GO): SCF ubiquitin ligase complex
Molecular function (GO): protein binding
Source: RefSeq, a predicted model, not a curated record
UGAAAAGAUCAGACAAAGGCAGCAGGAAGCCCCUCGGCUUGGCAAUGAGUGCGAGCGGAGCAGAAACGCGAAACGAAACCUCACUCUUUUAUCUGAUAGCGGACUGAAUUUAUUUUCUCCCGAGGUUUGUGGCAGUUUUAGACAUCUUUUGAAAAUGUACGACCGUCUGGAUCCCCGGGUCGAGCGAAGACUAUUAUCAAAGCGCCAAACGGGCAGCAGCGCUGUCUGACCGCCCGUUCGCUGUCGGUCUGAAUCGGAUCAAGCGUCUUUUGGGAGGCAUUUUUGCAUUUGAAUCCUUCCUACGCCACUGAAAGGAUCGCUCGGGACGGAGAGUUGUCGAUUUACCCAGUUAAAUGUGAAAAGAAAAGCUUGAGGAGCUUUCUAAAAGCCUUUUUUCCCCUCCUAAGGGGACAGCGAGACGCGACGGUGACCGUUGGUGGGGGUUUGCCGCCGUUUGUUUUCUUGAGCGCGCGUGGAAGAUGGAGACGCACAUCUCGUGUCUCUUCCCGGAGAUUUUAGCCAUGAUUUUCAGCUACUUGGACGUGAGGGACAAAGGCAGGGUGGCUCAAGUGUGUACGGCGUGGAGGGACGCGUCCUACCACAAGUCCGUGUGGAGGGGGGUGGAAGCCAAGCUGCAUCUGAGGCGGGCGAACCCGUCCCUGUUCCCCAGCCUCCAGGCGCGAGGCAUCAGGCGGGUGCAGAUCCUCAGCCUGCGGCGCAGCCUCAGCUACGUGAUCCAGGGGAUGCCCAACAUCGAGAGCUUGAAUCUGAGCGGCUGCUAUAACUUAACGGAUAACGGCCUGGGGCACGCGUUCGUGCAGGAGAUCCCAUCCCUGAGGGUGCUCAACCUGAGCCUUUGCAAGCAGAUCACGGAUUCCAGUUUGGGCAGAAUAGCGCAGUAUCUGAAAAACUUGGAGGUGUUGGAACUGGGCGGCUGCAGUAAUAUCACGAACACGGGCUUGUUGCUCAUUGCGUGGGGUUUGCACAGACUCAAAAGUCUUAAUCUGAGGAGCUGCCGGCAUGUGUCGGACGUGGGCAUCGGGCACUUGGCCGGCAUGACCCGGAGCGCGGCGGAGGGCUGCCUCAGCCUGGAAUAUCUGACCUUGCAGGACUGCCAAAAGUUGACGGACUUGUCCCUCAAGCAUAUAUCAAAAGGUCUGACUAAGCUCAAAGUGCUCAACCUGAGUUUCUGCGGGGGCAUCUCGGACGCUGGCAUGAUCCACCUCUCUCACAUGACGAGCCUGUGGAGCCUUAAUCUGCGUUCGUGCGACAACAUCAGCGACACGGGCAUCAUGCACCUCGCCAUGGGCACGUUGAGACUCUCCGGACUCGACGUGUCAUUUUGCGACAAGAUAGGCGACCAGAGUCUGGCUUAUAUCGCGCAGGGCCUGUACCAGCUCAAGUCUCUGUCGCUGUGCUCGUGCCACAUCAGUGACGAUGGCAUCAACAGGAUGGUGCGCCAAAUGCACGAGCUGAGGACGCUGAACAUCGGUCAGUGCGUGCGGAUUACAGACAAAGGACUGGAGCUGAUCGCAGACCACUUGACGCAACUGACCGGCAUCGAUCUGUAUGGAUGUACGAAAAUCACUAAGAGGGGACUGGAGAGGAUCACGCAGCUCCCCUGCCUUAAAGUUUUGAACCUGGGCCUUUGGCAGAUGACUGAAAGUGAGAAAGUGAGGUGAAACUUGGGGGGUUUCUGAAGAGGGAGAGAGAGAGGGAGAGGGAAGUUGGGCGGGAGGGGGAUGGGUGGAUUUCAAUAGAGCAAAGUACAUAAAAGAGGCUUAAAAUGCUGAAUGUGAUACAUGUGUCAGUUAUUGCUAUUAACACACACAAAAGUUGUUUUUUCCAUAACAAAUCGCAAUAUUAAACCUCCUCUCCAAGUAUCGCGAUAUUUUGGCUACCUCGUUAGAUGUUACAUUAUAUUAUUACUCUUAACAAGAAUGAAAAUUUGUGCCUAGAAAAACAAUUCCCUCCCCCUGUAUCUCGUCUUUGGCUUAAGGAAAGCAAAAAAAGAAGAAGAAAGAAUGAAAGACAGGAUGGAUUGAGACUACCUUUUUUUAUUUCCCUUCCUUCAGCUAGCCAACAAAAAAGCAAAGGGUUUCAAAACAAGUCUAUGAGUAGGUAGUUGAUAUCAAAUUUCAAGCAUUUUUCAACUGUCCUGUGAUUAGACAGUUCACAUUAAAAUAUUUGAAUUCGUAACUUUUUGUGAGAGACUACAGCUGUCUUUGUACUUCUUUUUAAAAUGUAUUUAUCACACCACAGGAUCAUUUAAAAUUAAUUGGAUUAAAAAUGAGAAACAAAUAGUUACCAGUCCCAGGACCCAAAAUACGCAUUUUCCAUUAUUGACACAAAUGAUAUACUCAAAUCUCGAUGAUUAAUAAAGAAAAAAGUUCAUGGACAUAUUAUGUCAACUGCCCUUAUGCAAAGACAGACAAAAAUACUGGGUUUGUACACUAAAGCAGCUUUUAUAUUUCCAAAUGCUUUUAGUUUUUGCUCAAUUUUACAGGCCUGAAAGCCUUUAAUUCCUGCUUUGAAUAAGAGGUUGCCUCUGCUGAUGUAUUUAUGCUUAUGUAAGCAGAUAUUAAUUAAUGGCAGUGUUUCAGAGCGUUGUACUUCAAAUUGAAGUGAAUUUUGUCCCUGAAAAAGAAAAAAACCCUGUUUGCAAUUCACUGACACCUUGUUUGCCUCUUCACAGGGCUGAAACAGGGAACAUCGUGUUAUAAAACAAUCUGUCUGUUUUAAAUACAUUAAUAUUCAACUUUACAAAUAAAAGACAUGGUCGCGAGGAGGGUAACACGCAAAAUGCAUGUCAGGCCUAUAUAUGUACCAUGAUGUAUCGACCUGCAACAUGUAUUGAGUCCUGCUGAGAAGCUACUGUGUUCUAAUGUACUGUAAAUGUAUUUGUAAAAAGAAUCCCAAAUUAAAAUGUUUUAUAUUCUUACAGUAAAAACAUUAAAGUUGAUAUUUAUAUAAAUAAAAGAGCCACUUGGAAUUUC